Vespa mandarinia (Asian giant hornet) is the source of this 902-nucleotide messenger RNA. Its product is annotated as very long chain fatty acid elongase AAEL008004-like. The record is from RefSeq and is a predicted model, not a curated record. Gene Ontology annotation, biological process: very long-chain fatty acid biosynthetic process; fatty acid elongation, monounsaturated fatty acid; sphingolipid biosynthetic process. Lineage: Eukaryota; Metazoa; Arthropoda; Insecta; Hymenoptera; Vespidae. Gene Ontology annotation, molecular function: fatty acid elongase activity. Gene Ontology annotation, cellular component: endoplasmic reticulum membrane.
UAUAAUCUCUUAGAUAGGCAGUAUAUUUCUCAUUAUUGCUUCUUUUACGUACCUAGUGAAAAUAAAUAUAACGAUUUAUUAUUUUUCUUUCUAAUUCUAAAAUGGACAUAUUAAAAAAUGUAUAUCAAUAUAUCGUAGGAUACGAGGACCCACGAAUAAAAAAUUGGAUAAUCUUUUCACCUUAUACAGUCGUAGUUAUUUUAUUCUGUUAUUUUUACUUCGUUUUUGUGUGUGGACCGCGGUUUAUGAAGAAUAGAAAUCCAUAUUCGUUAAAAACGUUUAUUAAAUGUUACGAUAUAUUUCAAAUUAUGAUGAACGGUUUUAUUGUGUAUAAAUUAAUAAAGGGCGGUUGGUUUACCAGCCUUUCGAUAUAUUGCGAACCUAUCACUUAUAGUACAGAUCCUGUCAAAUUAGAGUUGUUAAAUGCCUGCUGGUGGACAGUAUUACUAAAACUUAUUGACCUAAUAGAAACAGGAAUAUAUGUGCUCCGAAAGAAAAAACGGCAGAUUUCAUUUCUGCAUUUGUAUCACCAUGUCUCAACAAUGUUCAUCACUUGGGUGUUUGCAAAGUAUUACUCCGAUGGAAUGGGCACAUUUUUUCCAUUAGUGAAUUGUAGUGUACACGUGAUAAUGUACACAUAUUAUUUCUUUAGUACAUUUGGUCCAAAUAUCCAAAAAAUUCUUUAUCGAUAUAAAUACUUGCUUACCAUCAUUCAAAUGAUACAAUUCGUAAUAUUGAUUUGUCACGCCAUGCAAAUGCUUUCACCGAAUUGUAAUUAUUCUAAAAUUCCUGGUGCUUUCAUAAUUUGUAAUUAUUGUAUUAAUUUCAUAUUAUUUUAUAAUUUCUACAAGAAAAACUAUUUAACUGGAAAAGGGAAACAGAAUUAAGGUAAAUAUGCAAUA